Molecule: messenger RNA, 1349 nt
Organism: Polistes dominula (European paper wasp)
Lineage: Eukaryota; Metazoa; Arthropoda; Insecta; Hymenoptera; Vespidae
Biological process (GO): DNA integration; replication fork processing; DNA double-strand break processing
Cellular component (GO): site of double-strand break; nucleus; condensed chromosome
Molecular function (GO): single-stranded DNA endonuclease activity; histone H3K4 methyltransferase activity; double-stranded DNA binding
Source: RefSeq, a predicted model, not a curated record
AAAAAAUAAAAGAAGAAGAAGAGAGGAAAGAAAAAAAAAGCAAAAAGCCUUGAAUAAUAUAAAAGAAAUUAAAUGGCAACACGUAGAAAUGCAAAGCAAUCCAACGUUGAGUCGAUGGAAAAAAUUGCGGAAACCGACAAAGUAUCACCUCCGAAACGCACGAAACUCGGCAAAUCAGCAAUCGACAAAUUGAAGGAUAUGAAAUCUACGAAAUCUACUAAAUCUACUAAAUCUACUAAAUCUACUAAAUCUGCCAAAAACCUUUCUUCAGAAAAUAAUAAUGAAGAAAUAGAAACUAAAUCAGAACCUGUUAAAAAAUCAAGGACGAGAAAUAAGACAGAUACUAGUGUAAAGAAUAGGAAUAAAGAAGUUGAACCGAUUGAAGAACAAACGACGAAAUUAAAACGCGUCACUAAGAAAUCUAAACCUCUAACUGAGGAUAAUUCAUCUACUGAAGAUCAGAAUGGAUUAGUCGAUGAAGCCGAUGAUGAGACAUCUAAAAAAAUACCAACGAAAAGGACACGUGCUAAAAAGGUCCCAGAAAAGGCGGGAAAUAUUAAGGACGUUAACGCCGUUGAAGAUGCCAAAGAAAAACCAAACACAAGAUCCAAAAGAAUUGAAGCACUUAAAGAAGCAAAUAGUAUUCCAGCGGAUACUAAAGAAAAGAAAAAGAAUACUUCUGAAAAAUUACCUAAAUCACCUAAGGUACCUAGGAAGGAAACUAAAACAAAUGUAAAACCAGUAAAGAAAGUUGUAGAAAAAAAUGAAGCUAUAGUUGAAGAAAAGAAAAAAGCUACUAAAGCUAAAACAACAAAAAGUAAUACUAAAGUAAUGAAUGAUGAUAAAAAAGCCAAAGCACGGACAACUAAGAAGAUGCAGGAACAAGCAGAUGUUUCAGAUGAAGCUGAAAAUAAUGUAGAAGAAACCAACAUUCCUAAACCAGUUAAAGGAAGAUCAAAAAGAACUAAUAAAGAUAAUGCAAAAGAUCAUUCAAAGAAAGUAAACAAUAAGGAAGUUGCUGCUAUAAAUGAAGAGGAAAAUAAAUUACAAGAUGAUCAAUUAAUAAUGGAAAAAGUAGAAGAAGAAGAAGAAGAUGAUGAAAAAAUGGAGGUUGAACCUAAUGAAAUAUCAAAAAAUAAUAAUCUUCAGAAAAAAGUCACUAAUAAUAGUAACAUAUCUCUGAAUUUAGAAGACUCUGAUUCAACACCAGAUGAAAAAGAAGUCUCGAUGUUCACGUGCGGAAAGGAAGAAGAAGAAGACUAAUUGUCACAGUGAAGAAGGAACUAAAACAGUACCUUAUAUUCUUAAAAAGAAGUUAUAUUUUUUUAAAAUUAUAAACGAUAAGAAAA